ACUUCUCUCCAAUUCACCUACGAAUUUUCCUUUAAAUACACACAUUUGUGAAAAAUACAACUUUCAUUCUACAAGAACUCUCAACAACAAUUACAUUGUUCUUGUUCUUUUGAGCAUUAACAACAAUUACAAUUCUUCCAUCUUUGUCUCCAUCAUGUUCAUAUUCCGUUUGUUCAUCAUUUCAUUUUUGUUUCUCGCAUUAAGAGUUGAUAAGGCUAAUGCUCAACUAUCUUAUAAAAAAGUCAGAAACAAACUCUUAUCUUACUCGGAAAUAUUUGUUGAUCCAUCCGGACAUGGAAAUUUUACCACCAUUCAAUCGGCAAUCGAUUCAAUUCCGUCCAACAAUAAACAUUGGAUGGCCAUUAGGGUUAAGGUCGGCACUUACAGAGAAAAAGUAGUUAUUCCAGAAGAUAAACCUUAUAUCUUAUUGAAAGGAUCAGGAAAGCGUAAAACUUUGGUUGAAUGGAAUGACCAUUCAGACUUGAGAAUUCCUACAUUUUCAUCAUUGGCUGACAAUAUUGUUGUCAAAGCUAUAAGUUUUAGGAACUCAUACAACAAUCCAAUAAAUAACAAACCUAAGUUACCUGCAAUAGCUGCAAAGGUAAGUGGUGACAAAACUUAUUUUUUCAGAGUUGGUUUUUAUGGUUAUCAAGACACUUUGUAUGACUCCAAAGGAAGACAUUACUACAAGCUUUGUACCAUACAAGGAGCUGUAGACUUUAUCUUUGGUGCAGGACAAUCUUUGUUUGAGAGGUGUUCCAUAAGUGUUAUUGGUGAUGGUUAUAUAACAGCACAAGGUAGAGAAAGUCCAAAUGAUUCAAAUGGAUUUGUUGUCAAAGAUUCACAUGUGUUUGGAAAUGCUACAACUUAUUUGGGAAGAGCUUGGAGACAAUAUGCAAGAGUUUUAUUUUACAAUACUAACUUGACCAAUGUUAUACAACCAUUGGGUUGGGAUUCAUGGAGUUUUUCUACUCAUGAGAAUCUAAUAACAUUUGCAGAAUAUGGGAAUUUUGGACCUAGUGCUGAGACAUCAAAACGAGUGGGUUGGGUUAAUAAACUUGAUAAAGCAAGCAUUGAGAAUAUGGCAAGUGUGAACUUCAUUGACCACAAGAAAGAAUGGAUUUAUAAUCAUCCACACUAAACUUAUUUGGAAGUGCUUUUAAGCUGUAAAAGGACUUUAUUAUAUGCUAUCUAUACUAUAUAUAUUAUUAUCAAUUUAAUUACAAUGCACUUUGAUUGUAAAAUGUUUUACACUAAUUUGUCACAAUCAUUCAUUCAUAGAUGUUAUUUUAGAUUUUAG
This is a messenger RNA of Lathyrus oleraceus (garden pea), 1300 nucleotides long. RefSeq names its product probable pectinesterase 29. Gene Ontology annotation, molecular function: pectinesterase activity. The coding region runs from base 155 to 1141 and encodes 328 amino acids. The record is from RefSeq and is a predicted model, not a curated record. Gene Ontology annotation, biological process: cell wall modification; pectin catabolic process. The transcript has 5 exons. Lineage: Eukaryota; Viridiplantae; Streptophyta; Magnoliopsida; Fabales; Fabaceae.